AUGGCUGUCGUCGAUGGAGAACGUAGUUGUUAUGUGGCAAGCUUCAAGGAUGACGUCACCGAAGAUCUCAUCGAGGAAUUAUUCACCCAAGUUGGCCCGGUUUCGAGAGUUUUAAUGAAAACUUUGCCGAAAAAUGAUCAACGCUACGCGCUCGUUGAAUUUGAAGACGAAGAAAGUGUGAUUUUUGCAAUUGAGACUUUGGAUGGGAUCAAGCUAUUCGAUCAAAGUUUGACUGUGAAACCAAGAAAUGGAACAAAUCAAGAGGAGAUUUGGAAAAAAGCCAGAGGAGCUAUCGAUAGACGUCAAAGAUCAAAUCCAGUUCCUCAACCAAAUACAAGGUAAUUUUUAAAAAUAAAUGAAAUUUAAAAAGCUUUAUCAUUCAAAAAAUCAACAUCUUCUGAUACAACAAACACAACUUCUCCCAUCAUUUGAUGGAAAUCCUGAAGAUUGCGCGGUACUCAAACCAGAAGCCAAAGCUACAGCUGCACAGCAUCCUGGACAUCUUGUGACUGGAUUUGCUUGUGAAUCUGUGCAUUGCGCGGUGGUCCGGGUUCCAUCAAUUGAAGCGGUGAAAGUGGCUCGAGUUGAGCAACCUGAAAUUAAAGAAAAUUUUGAAAAGGAUCUUAGAGUUUUAUUUUGAAGAAACCCACUAAAUUGACAAUUUUGAGCAAAGACAACGGCGAAAAUCACCAAAAUCAAUAGAAAAACUCGCAUUUUCUCUUGAAAUUUUGGGAAGGAAAUUUGUUUUUAUGGGGGGAAAAUGUUUAGAAAAUAUGCCGUGGAAAAUUGUUUUUAAAACAUAGAAUGUUUUUUUGAUUUUUUGAUUUUUGCAGCUCGCAUCGAACAUCACAUCAAAAUCAACAACAACAACAACAACAACAAAGAGCCGCACCGCAACCAUAUGCAAUUCCGGACAGAAACAGAACUCGAUCUCGUAAGAUUUUUUGUCUAGCCCCGAAAAUUUGCGAAUUUUCGGCCUGAAAAAGGAACUGUGUCGAGAUUUUUAUCAAAAUAUAUAUUUUCUAGUAUUUUCCAAGCCGCUGAUCACAAUUCCAUUGUCAAAAAUUGCAAAUCUCAAAUCCUAAGUGGAUUUGGGAGGUCAGAACUAGAUUUCAGAUUUCGAGAUGAUUUUCAUGAAAAUCUGAUAGCAUAGGGUUGUUCAGAAGAAAAAAUACAUAUAUUUUUGGGUCUCGCAGCGAAAAAUUGAUUUUGCCUGGGAUUUUUGGUGAUUUUCUAGGUACUGGGUGGAAUUUUCAUUGUUUUCCGGAUCUUGAAGAGAAAACUAAGGCUUUUUUCGCUUCAGGACCCAGAAAACAGUGAAAAUUCCACCCAGGACCUAGAAAAUCAUCGAAUUUUGCUCCAUGACCCAGAAAAUCACCAAAAAUCCCAGGCAAAAUCAAUUUUUCGCUGUGAGACCCAAAAAUAUAUGUAUUUCUUCUUCUGAACAACCCUAUGCUAUCAGAUUUUCAUGAAAAUCAUCUCGAAAUCUAGUUCUGACCUCCCAAAGUCACUUAGGAUUUGAGAUUUGCAAUUUUUGACAAUGUAAUUGUGAUCAGCGGGUUGGAAAAUACUAGAAAAUAUAUAUUUUGAUAAAAAUCUCGAUUGCAUUUUGAAAAUCUUCAAUUUUUAGUGAAUUUUGGACCUAAAAACUGAAAAUUUCACAUCUUUGACCUGAAAAUCGGGUUUCUUAGGAUAUUUUGGGCCAAAAAUUCAAAAAAAUCUGUGCACAUUUUUAGUCUAAAAAUCUCCAAUGUUCCAGAAUAUCAACAAUAUUCAACUCCUCAAUCUUCCUACCAACAUUCCUCACAAAAUUAUCAUCAUCAACAAUCAGCGCCUACAAAUUAUCAUCAUCAGGCUGGACAUUCGAAUAGUUAUCAUCAACAAUCUCAAGAAUAUACACCCAGAAGAUCACAUCAAAAUCAACAGAAUUAUAAUAGUGGAAGUGGAAAUGGUAGAAAUUAUGAGGAUAGACGACAAAGUGGAGGUGGACCUGAUAGGUGAGCGAUUUUUGGCGGGAGAAAAUUUGAAUUUUUAAGUUGAAAUAUCGGGUUUUGGCGCGAAAAUUUGACCUAAAUGGUUGAAUUUUGGCGCGAAAUUUAAAAUUUAAAUCUUUUUUUGAAAAUUGUAAUAAUUUCGAGGUUUUCGCGCCAAAAUGUACAGUAAUCCUAUGAUUUUCAAAUUUUUAAAAAUACUGGAUUUUUUCGCGCUAAAAGUUACAGUAAUCUGAUGAUUUUCAAAUUUUCGAAAAUUCUGGAUUUUUCGCGCUAAAAGUUACAGUACCUUCUCAAAAUUUAUCUGAAUUUUCAAAUUUCGGAUUUUUCGCGCUCAAAACUACAGUAUCUUCUCAAAAUUUUGCAUUCAAUUGAUUUUUUUCCAGAAACUACAGUAACCAACGCUAUUCGACACCAAGAAAUCAAGGAAAUUGGCGCUAA
Molecule: messenger RNA, 2432 nt
Organism: Caenorhabditis angaria
Lineage: Eukaryota; Metazoa; Nematoda; Chromadorea; Rhabditida; Rhabditidae
Source: the annotation of a GenBank genome assembly